AUGGGCUGCAGCAUCUGCCUCGACGACUUUGACCAGGCCGACGGCAAUGAGCGUCGCGCCACCGCCCUCGCCUGCGGUCACAUCUUCCACUACGAUUGCCUCACCACUUGGUUCUACGGCCCCACCCGCGCUCCCGGCUACAUCUCGCCCAAACGAUGUCCGCUCUGCUCCAUCUCCGCCGACCCUAGCAAGAUGGUCAAGCUCUAUCCUUCCGACGGCGACGAGCUCACCACCUACCUCUCCGGACAGCACCUCCACGAGGUCGUCCUGCUCGGCAGCCUCGGCCAGCACAUCCCCGACGCCGACGUCGACCGCUCCCAACACAAGGAGUUGCUCGGCAACCUCCUGGAUUUCACCCAAGCCCUACAGCAAUUCGCCAUGGCCGCCCACUCCUUCCGCCACGAACUGACGCUCAAAGCAGGCGUCAAGGUGCGCAGGCUCAUCCAAGUCCUCACCACCGACUCCAAGGAACUCUCCCUCCGCGAGUUUCUCCGCGCCGUCGAAGCGCUCGAAUCUGCCACAGCCGACACGCACAAGAUCAAGAACGACUUUGAGCUCAAGUCAAAGCAAGCACUCGAUAGAUCCAACGAGCUCGCCCGACACAAACGCAAACUCGACGACAACAAGAGGCUGCUCGACCAGCAAAUCGAGGCACUCCGAGCCAGGCAGGCUCAGGUGGAAACGCAGUCGCAUCACGUCAACACCCUGAUGCAGCAAGUCAGCGAGACGGCCAGGCAGAACGAAGAGCGCGCCAGAGAGCUCGAGCAUCGCGAGAGGCAGCUUCGCAUGCGCGAACGCGAAAUGUUCGAAAAGGUGCGCAAGGAGCGCAUCGAGAACAAGGAGUUGAUGAGCCACAUGACAGCCACCACCAACGCACAGCGCAGCGUGAUGCAGACGCAGGUCAGCGAGGCGCUCGCAAAGUGCCAAGAAGCCGAGCGCCAGCGCGACCUGGCACACACCAAGAGCUGCGAGCUCGCCGCACAGCUCACGCAGCUCACGCAGCGCCUGAGAUCGCACAAGCGCUCUGCCCCCGCCGGCGAAGCAUCGCGCCCGUCCCACCAAGCCUCGCACGAUGCACGCCGCAUCCGGGCUCUCGAGGCGCGCCUCGCCUCGCAGACCGCCCAGCUCGAAGCGGCGGGCAUUGCGACGCCCGAGCACCGGCUCAAUCGCGGGCGUUCGGCACGCAGUGCCAUCGAAUUGAGCUCCAGCAGUCCGCCGCCAGACGCCGACGACACGCCCGCCACGCCGCGCGACAAUGCGCCUUCGCCCAGCCGCACGCGCAAGGGCAAGCAGCGCGCGCGCCUUUCACUCUCCGUCGAGCCGCUCAACCUCGACGACGAGAUGGACGAGGCGCUCUUCCCCAUGCCUGGGCUGGGCGCACUGCGCACCACCCGGCCGCCGCGCCCGCCGCUUGCUGCCAACCCACCCACGGCCAACACUGCGGAGGAGGACGAGGAUGGUGACGACGACACCGCGCAUGGUACGGGCGCCUCCUCCCGCCCGCUCAAGACGCGCCUCAGCCCCGCGGCAGGCUCGAGUCGCGCCAUGGGCCUUGCUGGCCGUAUGUCGCGCCGACGCAACGCUGCUGCCCCGGGCGAGUUUGACUGGCUCACCAAGAGCGCCGCGCUGAAACUCGGGCCCAAGCACCGGCCGAAGCACUAG
Molecule: messenger RNA, 1662 nt
Organism: Moesziomyces aphidis
Lineage: Eukaryota; Fungi; Basidiomycota; Ustilaginomycetes; Ustilaginales; Ustilaginaceae
Source: the annotation of a GenBank genome assembly